Archocentrus centrarchus (flier cichlid) is the source of this 2049-nucleotide messenger RNA. Its product is annotated as UDP-glucuronosyltransferase 2A1-like. The transcript has 7 exons. The record is from RefSeq and is a predicted model, not a curated record. Bases 1 to 1617 code for a protein of 538 amino acids. Lineage: Eukaryota; Metazoa; Chordata; Actinopteri; Cichliformes; Cichlidae. Gene Ontology annotation, molecular function: glucuronosyltransferase activity.
AUGAUGCGGGUUUCCACAUUUCCUCCUCUCCUUCUUCUUCCCCUCGCACUCCUGCUCCUUCUUCCUGUCGCUCCGGCACAUGGCGGACAUGUUCUGGCUUUUCCAGGAGAGUUCAGCCAUUGGUUGAACAUGCGGACCAUCUUAGAAGAGCUACUGAAGAGGAACCACUCUGUCACCGUCUUAGUGCCCGAUGCAUCGCCAUCUAUCAACUACAACAACAGCUACGAGGCCGCCAAGUUCAACUUCCUGGUCUUCAAGGUGCCAUACAGGAGGGAGGAGUAUCUGAGCAUCAUGCAGGAAUUCAUCCGCUUCUCCAUGUAUGAGUCACACACCUCCUCACUGCUGCAGAAAUUCAUGAAGUCCAGCAACUUCAUGGGGCAGACUUUAGACUUUGGGAGGCAGCAGUGUGAUGGGAUGCUGAAGAACGAGCGGCUGAUGGCGAUUCUGAAAGAUGCCACGUUUGACGUCGUUUUGCAAGACUCAUUGGUAAUGUGCGGUGACUUGGUGGCUGACGUCCUCGGUGUGCCACUUGUCCUCUCGCUACGCUGCAGCAUUGGCAGCGUCAUGGAGCGACACUGUGGUCACGCCCCAUCACCACCAUCUUAUGUCCCAGUAGUUCCUCUUCCCUACAGCGACUGCAUGACAUUCACGGAGAGGCUGAUCAACAUGGUGACGUACGUGGCGUCAUCGUUACUAACCGAACUGGCCUGGAAGCUGUCGCUGGAUAAAUACUACAGUGAGAUCAAAGGAAGUGCCAGCAGUGUGUGUGAGACUCUGGGAAAGGCUGAUGUGUGGCUCAUCAGGACAUUCUGGGACAUUGAGACCCCACGGCCAAUCCCGCCCAACUUCAAACACGUGGGCGGUCUGCACUGCAAACCUGCCAAUCAGCUGCCGGAGGACCUUGAGGAGUUUGUGCAGAGUUCAGGCGAUGCUGGCGUAGUCGUGGUUUCCUUUGGCUCCAUGGUAACCAACCUGACGAUGGAGCGCGCUAAUGUCAUCGCCACUGCCUUUGGACAAAUCCCACAGAAGGUGAUUUGGCGUUACCGUGGCGAUGCUCCAACUGCACUGGCAUCAAACACGAAGAUUUCUAAUUGGAUUCCUCAGAAUGACCUGCUGGGUCACCCCAAAACACGAGUAUUUGUGACUCACGGCGGCACUAAUGGUCUGUAUGAAGCCGUGUUUCACGGUGUGCCUCUGGUCGGUAUCCCACUGUUUGGUGAUCAGCAUAAUAAUCUCGCCCGUAUGAGUCGCCUCGGCACCGCCAUCGUCCUCGACAUCAGUCAAUUGACGUCUGAGGAGCUGACAGAGGUGCUGCACACCAUCAUCAACCAGCCGAGCUACAGGACCAAAAUGCAGCGUCUGUCAGCGGUGCACCGUGACCAGCCAGUUACACCACUGAGUACCGCCGUCUUCUGGGUGGAGUUUGUGAUGCGACAUGGUGGAGCACGGCACCUACGGUUAGCAUCACAUGACCUGAACUGGUUCCAGUACCACAGCUUGGACACUGGUGCUGCCCUGCUGGUCGCCUUGAUGACCGCUGCUGCUUUGUGGUGGACAUGCAUACGCAGCUUCCUGCAGCGGUGCAGAUGGCGAGCAAGAAGAGAGAAGAAGGACUGAAAGGAGUUUUUAAAUUUUUAACGUGAUACAUGAAAAUGUUUUGACAUUGUGCAAAGGCGCAAGGCAGAGCCUUCAGCUUUCAGGCCCCUCUUCUGUGGAACCAGCUCCCAGCUUGGAUUCAGGAGACAGACACCCUCUCUAUUUUUAAGAUUAGGCUUAAAACUUUCCUUUUUGAUCAAGCUUAUAUGUAGUUAGAGCUGCUACUAAAGAUAAUUUUUGGUAGUCAAAUAAUCUGUCAAUUAUUUUAUCGAUUAGUCAAUGAUUAUUUAACUUUUACCUCACCUGUUCAAGCCUGCACACCUGUUAAGAUCACCUUGUUGUUUCUUAUCACAAUUAAAAUAAUGACCCAUAAAAAUACGAGUUUGAAACUAAUCAGAUGUAUUUUUAAGAUUAAUGUGACCAUCACAAUAAAUAUCAAAUAAUUCAAUUCAA